UAAACUUGCACGCGGUGAAGAGUGAAGAAGUGCUCAAGAUGUCAACACGGGAGCAAGAGGCAGCUGAAUACCUCGAGAAACACAAGAUUAUUGACCUGAUGGAUAAUUUAACUAGUAUGCUGUUUUUUUACAGACCAGAACGACCUCGAGAAUUUCUGAUUGAGCAGCUUGAAAGGCUCAAAAUAUCCAAACUUGAUCAAAAAGACAGCCCAUGUCUCUUUAACGAGUCCAACUUGGAUGCUUUGUUUGGGAUCCUGGAUCCAUCUCAUCAAGGUUAUAUCACUCAUGUUCAAUACAAAGAAGCACUGAAGACACUUGGUGUCAGGAAUUUCAAUGAGUUUCCAGAUGGAGCUAGUGAGGACAAAAUAUCACAAGAAACGUUUACAAGAGAGGCGUAA
Messenger RNA from Paramisgurnus dabryanus, 398 nucleotides. It is a transcript of the gene efcab10, whose product is annotated as EF-hand calcium binding domain 10. The record is from RefSeq and is a predicted model, not a curated record. Lineage: Eukaryota; Metazoa; Chordata; Actinopteri; Cypriniformes; Cobitidae. Gene Ontology annotation, molecular function: calcium ion binding.